Messenger RNA from Penaeus monodon (black tiger shrimp), 1891 nucleotides. RefSeq lists its product as uncharacterized. The record is from RefSeq and is a predicted model, not a curated record. NCBI's taxonomy places the organism in Eukaryota, Metazoa, Arthropoda, Malacostraca, Decapoda, Penaeidae.
CCUGUCCCUCACACCCUGAGUCCGCUGAGUAUACUGAGCUGUGGACCAAGUUCAGUACCCUCGUCUCGUUGCGAAUCAAAAGCGAGGUGUGAAAUACGAGGUAGUUUGGUAGUCACCGCGACGUAAGAGGGUUGAACAUUAUACGCAACCGAAGCUGACGGAGGACAAGGAAUCUCACGGAAGCUGCUCAGGAGGAGGAUCUCGGGCCGGAUCUUGCGUUGAUGGUGCAGGGUCCGGAGCAGACAGACAGACGCGGCUGACAGGACACAGGAAACAAACACAGGAAGGAAAAUAUGACAAAUCCGUGGAAAGCCGAAAGUCCGGGAGAGAAAACCAUGGAGAUAGGAAAGGGAAGAGAAUUGGUGGGGAUAAAAGAAAGGGAGAGAUAAAGGAGGGUAAAUACGGAGGGAAGAAGGGAAAGGACAACAAAAGGGCGAAGAACAAGGAUAAACAACACGCGAGGAAGGUUCAUAAGGGUCAAAAUCGCGGAGUGAAAGGCGCAGAAGAACGAAAGAGGAAGGAGAAUAAAGCCAAGAAGGAAGAAAAACUUGGAGGAGCAAAAGGGAAGACCAAUAAAGCAAGGAAGAACGAGAAAAUCAAAGAAGAAAACAAAACCAAUGGACGAAAACAAGAAAGAAAAAGCGCCGCAGAAAACGGAAUUCCGGCGAGCGAAGGGGUAACUGCACCAAAAAUCGAUUCUUUGACGAUGCCCACAAACCCCGAGAAUAACGAAGAGAUCCAAGGCAUUUCGAAAGGGAAUCUGAAAAACGCAGGAGGAGGCGAAGGUGCAAAGAAUGGCCGCAGAAUAUACAAACCCAGUCUCCUAUCAGUGGAUAUGGAAGUCGACUCAUCGGAAAUGGAAGGAGAUGAAGCCCUCGACGGCAUAGAAAACGGGGUGACCGGGGGCGGGGAGGCUUUCGACGCCGGAAAGAGAAUGAAAAAAUCCGUGGAUAAGGAAGCAGGAAACAGUGAUAAAGAUGGAACUGGCACGGACGAAGUUAAUGAGAACGGCGGUGACAGCCAAGGAGAAGGUGGAAGCAACGAAAACGAAGAUGGUGAGGCGCCGAAGGUUGAGACAAAUGAAUCACAAAAUGCGUCACAAGGAAAUGAAAAUUCCGAAGCAAAUGAAGAUAAUUUCGAAGCAAGUGAAGAUGAUUCAGAAGCAAAUGAAGAUAAUUUCGAAGCAAAGGAAGAGGAUUCAGAAGCAAAUGAAGAUUAUUCCGCGGGAAAUAAAGAUCAUUUCGAAACAAAUAAAGAUAAUUCCGCAGCAAAUGAAGAUGAUUCCGCAGCAAAUGAAGAUAACUCGGAAGCAAAUAAGAAAAAAUCCCGAGCAAAUAAAGAAAAUUCUCAAGACGCAGAGACCUCAACAGAAGACCCCAAAGAUGCACAGGAGAGUAAACAGGAAGAUAACGAAGGGAGUAGAGACGAGAAUGUGAUAACGAAGGACGGAGAAAAGAGGAAAAUAGACGCCGGGUACAUGCUCCAUGCCAGCGCCGAGUUUGAUUCCUCACAGAUGGAAGAGAAUGUGGAAUUAGGCGGAUAAAAGUGGACAUAGCGGAUAAAAGGAUAAAAAGAGGCAAAGACAUAAAAUCGGAUAAAAGGAGGUAAAGAGAUAAAAGCGAAUAAAAUGAGUUAAAAAGAUAAAUGAUGAUAAAAGGAGGAAUAAGGGUAAAUUAUGAUAAAAAGAGGAAUGAAGAUGAAAGAAGCGAGAGACGAUUGAAGUCCUGCGAUUUUUAUUUAAUUCUGCAAUGAAGGGAACGACUAAGAGUCCGUUUGUUUGUUCACUUUUUAAAAAGAUAUUUAUUACGUUCGCCAAUCACAAUGUGGUAUGGAAGUAAACUUUGUAAUGUGAAAUGUUUAGGCUUUUAAUAAAAUUACAUGAAUAGGCCUA